AUGGAUGUAAUUGACCAGGGUUUCAAUUUGGGGGUCUUGCAUGAUGUUUUCCUCGCGAUUAGGGUUCGAUUUUGUUGUUUUGGAAUCGAUUUGGGGAUGAUUUCGAUUGAGGGUUUUCAAUCGAUUAAGGGAUGGGUGACUUUGCAGUUGAUACGUGAUCCAACCAACUCUAGAGGCUUCUUGUCUGCGAGGUCUGUCACGGGUUUUCUUUCAGAUGUAUACGGUCCAGCUGCAGAUGAAGUUGGAAAAAUCUUCUUGAUUGCAGAUGAAAAGAUGCAAGGAGCUGUUUUUGAUCUACCAGAGGACAUCGCCAAAGAGCUACUAGAGAAAGAAAUGCCAGAAGGAAACAGUGUAUCCAUGAUUACAAAUUUGCUUGCAUUGCAAGACGAUGGACCGUCUAGUGAUAACUAUGGACGGUUAUCUAGCAGAGACAGGAUGCCUAGAGGAGGAGGAUGGGGCUCUAGAGGGUCAAGAUUUGGAGGCAGAGGUGGCUCUUCCCGAGGACGUGAUAGUUGGGGAGGUGAUGAUAACAGAAGAGGUAGAAGCAGUUGUGGUGGAGGAAGUAGCUGGUCACGUGGUGGUGGUUGUGGUAUCAAAGGAAGUUCUGAUGAUUGGUUGAUUGGUAGUGACAGAAGAUCAUCAUCAAGCAGCAGAGCUCCUUGCCGGGAGAGGGAUGAACAAGGGACAUGUUGUCACCAGACGCGAGUUGGUUCCUCGUCCUCAUUCUCGGAUAGGAGUACGUUUCUCUCUAAGCUUGACAUUCUUUAA
Eruca vesicaria subsp. sativa (arugula) is the source of this 768-nucleotide messenger RNA. NCBI's taxonomy places the organism in Eukaryota, Viridiplantae, Streptophyta, Magnoliopsida, Brassicales, Brassicaceae. The record is from the annotation of a GenBank genome assembly.